AUGGCUCAGGAAAAUCUCUGCAAGUUUCACAUAACCAUGUUUCCAUGGUUUGCAUUUGGCCAUAUGACCCCAUACUUCCAUCUCUCCAAUGAGCUAGUUCAAAGAGGCCACAAAAUCUCAUUUUUACCCUCUAAAAAGGCUUAUCUUCAAUUGCACCAUACAAAUAUCCAUACACAUCUCAUCUCCUUCCAUACACUCACCACACCUCAUGUCCACGGCCUCACUCCGGGCACUGAAACCGCCUCCAAUAUACCCAUUGUCUUAACCGUCCCAGCACGUAAAUAUCCAAAGGACAGGCAACUUACAGAGGCCGAAUUGUUGGAGCCACUCCCUGGCUACCCUUCAUCAACUGUGAUGUAUCGCCCACAUGAAGCUGGGUCACUGUCUUUCAUGACGUUAGAAUUUGGUGCCAGCACCACAUUCUAUGAGCGUAUCACGACCGCCAUGAAACAAUGUGACGCCCUCUCUAUAAGAACUUGCCAAGAAAUAGAAGGAAGCUUUUGUGAGUACAUAGGAAGUCAAUACGGAAAGCCAAUGUUUCUGACUGGACCUGUGUUGCCUGAACCACCAAAAACAGCAUUUGAAGACUGGUGGGCCAAGUGGCUUGGCGUGUUCGAGCCCAUAUCUUUCCGGCUAAGGGAUAGGAAAUCUUUCUCCAAUUUUCAUUUCAUCUGA
Messenger RNA from Ilex paraguariensis (yerba mate), 675 nucleotides. NCBI's taxonomy places the organism in Eukaryota, Viridiplantae, Streptophyta, Magnoliopsida, Aquifoliales, Aquifoliaceae. The record is from the annotation of a GenBank genome assembly.